GAAAAUUAUAAAAUUAGGAUGACUGUUCACACUCAAAAACACAACACACACAAACGGCCUAUCAUAUUAUACAAUAUAAGAUUUAGAUCUAUUGUGUAUUAUUACCUGUGACUUUUUAAUUUGACCUGAAGAGACACAAUAAUAUAUAGAUCUAGAAUAAGAAUGGCAACAGAUUACAAACAAAAUAAAGAUGUAAAACUUAACAUUAAUAACAAAGUUGGCGAUGAAAUAUCUUAUAAAAGAACACCUUUACAAUUGUCUGAAUUGAAAGGAAAGUAUAGUAACAAAGAGAGAAAAGCCUUCAAAAGAAAAUGGAGAGAAGAAAAGCUUAUUGCAGAAAUGGAGCGACAGAAGCAGAUAAGAAAAGAACAAGAACAGAAAUCAAAAACAGAAGAGGAGGCAAAGAGAAAGAGAGAGAGAUGUGGUCGAUUGUAUACAGUAUCCAUAGCUGUCCCUGGAUCUAUAUUAGAUAAUGCUCAGUCUAUAGAACUAAGGGCAUAUCUUGCUGGCCAGAUUGCUCGAGCUGCAGCUGUGUUCAAUGUUGAUGAAAUUGUUGUCUUUGAUGAAAUGAGUCAUACUGGGCAAGACACUACAACUACAAAUUUCAGUGGCUUGAAAAAACCUGGUCAUGGGAACACACAAUUGUUUCAUAUUUUACAAUACCUGGAGUGUCCCCAGUAUCUACGCAAACAGUUUUUCCCUUUUCACCCAGAUCUCUCACAUGCAGGCUUGUUAAACCCUCUAGAUAUUCCACACCACUUGCGAGAGACUGACGUCAGUGAGUAUAGAGAAGGAGUUACUUUAAACAAACCUGUCAGUACAAAGAAAGAAGCAGGAUCAUAUGCCAAUGUUGGUUUGAAAAAGGAGGUUAUUCUCAACAUGACAGUGCCCAAUGGUCAGCGAGUGACAGUCAAAUUGAAUGAACAAACAACAGAUAAAAAGAAUCUUACUGGUAUAGUUGUGUCACCAAAUGAACCAAGGGAAGCUGCUGGUAUCUACUGGGGCUAUACUGUGAGGCUAGCAUCCUGUCUGAGUCAAGUGUUCACAGCAUCCACUUAUGAGGGUGGUUAUGAUCUUAUCAUCGGCACUUCAGAGAGAGGAACAUUAGUUGAAGAUAUAGAGCUCAAAGAAUUCAAACAUGCCAUAGUUGUGUUUGGGGGUCUGAAAGGUCUUGAAGCAAGUCUGGAGUCAGAUACCACCGUUAAGUCUCACAAUCCAAGAGAUAUAUUCCAACAUUAUCUCAAUGUUUGUCCCAACCAAGGAAGCAGGACUAUACGUACAGAGGAAGCCAUUUUAAUAGCAAUGACAGCACUUUCACCAAAACUUACUCAAGUGAAUAAACAAAAUUUAGUUUCCUAAAACA
Molecule: messenger RNA, 1363 nt
Organism: Biomphalaria glabrata
Lineage: Eukaryota; Metazoa; Mollusca; Gastropoda; Planorbidae
Product: putative methyltransferase C9orf114
Exons: 11
Coding region: 163-1359 (398 amino acids)
Source: RefSeq, a predicted model, not a curated record